AUGGCUGCAGUGGUGCAAGGUUCGAUCCGACAACGCUUUCAUGUGGACUCUCAUAUAACGACAAACAUUUCUGCACCAACGGAGGAGUCGUGCUCCAGUACGAAGCUAAGGAAGUCACCUGGAUCCACUGCGUUAAUUGCUGUUGAUUCGCUGCGACCCCAACCAGUGAAGGAAGAUGACGACAAAAACGAAGCUGAACCUGAUGCAUCGACCACACAGGCGACAUCCGACAUUGAUAAGACCACAGAUAAUGGUGAAGCCGAACCUGAUGCAUCGACCACACAGGCGACAUCCGACAUUGAUAAGACCACAGAUAAUGGUCAUAAUUCAAUCCAAUCAACCGUAAUUAACGAUACCCUUGUACCUGAGGAGCAACUACAAGGAUGCAUUGUGAACUUCCAAAUUGUCGAAUUUGAAGAACGUCCACCCCAAUUCACUUCAGCAUUUGAGACGACAUUAAGUACCGAUACAGCGGAGAUAUGUGCAUAUCGAUGUUAUCAGGACGGCUGUACCGGUGCGAAGUUCGAUCCGAAGUCGAUGAUGUGCUCACUUUCGUAUAACGACAAACCAUUCUGUUCAUCGGAGAAAUUCGUACAAGUAGCUCGACCAGAGGAACCAGUAUUCAUGCAUUGUUUCACUUGCGUUCCGCACAAACCAGGGAGCAAGCUAGGGGCGAGCAUCAAUACAAUAGGGGAGAAAAACGAAGACAUGAAGUCAGAGGUGGUAACAAAAAAUGGCACACAGCCAAGCGAGGCAACUGGGGAGAAGGAGGUUGCAGAAACUUCAACAGGAGCAAGCGAACCGUUUUCCACUACUCUAUCAGAAGGAGAAGGACUUUCUCCUACGACACCUAUACCGACUUCCCACGCAGAUGGAGCAGGCGAAGAGGUAACCACUGAAGGAGUAAGAAAGGAGGAAAAUACAUCUGCUGCAACGACGACGUCACUUCCACAGGAUGAGUCAGUGACCGAAAAAGCUACAGAGGCAACCACAGCGGGCCCUGGGGAGAAAGAGGAAGAGGAGCCUCAUGUAAGCGUCAAAGCAGGUGAGCUUGAAGCAAGCAAGGGUGAUAAAGCAACAACCACAACGUCAUCUCUAGCUCAAUCAGAGACGACGCUAGAAAUGGUCAAAGCCGUAACAGAGUCGGGAGUUUCCGCUUCAAGCACGCCUCCCACCGCGCUUCCACACGGUGCUGAGGAACCUUCCGCAUCUAUGGGACCCAAUGAAUCUGAAAUAACAAUAGAAACCACAACAAUGGAGAGCGAACCUGACAAAAAAGCGACAGCGGUACCUGUUGAUUUUAGCCAUGAAGGAGCAGUAGUGAGCGAAAAAACGCCGACUAUCGCAGCAAGGAUUGAUGAACUCACGAGUAGCAUGACUUCAAAAAGUUCGACAGCCACGUCAGUAACCACAGAAGAAGAAUUCACAAGUACGCCAGCCAGCACGUCCACAUUAAGCGGCAACCUUGCCAACGGCGAGACAGAGAACACGUCCUCCACAAGAACACUGCCUGCAUUUGUAACUGAGACAGAAACGCCAGCGACUGAAAGUCACUUUGAAGAAUCGACUGCAGGAACAGCCGAAGUCGGUAAAGUGGGGCAUUCCGAGACCACCGAAGUGCCAGAGAUGAAAGCAAGUACAGAUGAAGUAACAACUGAGAACGUUCAAAGUGAUUUAACGGGAACGGCUUCAGAAGAAACCACAUCUGGAAUGGUGACUACUCAAUCAGGCUUCACUCCAUUAGUUGUAGGAUUUGACGGUUCUGUUACCACUACAUCCUCCUCCAUUACCUCUGAUGGGUACAGCAGUUCCUCUUCGCCUCCAAUGCCUGUUUCACCUGUAAUGGAAACAAGCGGUGAGGAAAUGCCAGGUGUUACCCAUCCUGAAACGACAUCAACUGGUGCAGUCGAAGGCAGCGGUGAAGAACCAUCGCGUAAAGAUAAAGUGCCUCAAGUCGAAACGAGUAUGGACAAACAUACCACAGCCGCUGAUGAAAGGAGUGCUACAUCACAGCCAGAGUCGUCUACAAAAAUUGUGUCAGAGCUUGGCGACGGUGUUAAAACAAAGGCUAACGGAACAGGAACGGGGGAAGAUGAAGAAGACUCCAUUAUCAAUCCCGCUAUCCUAGAACAUCCACAUGACAGUAAUCUCCCUGCAAAUGUAGGCUUCGUGCCAAGUUCUGAACCGGAUAUGCUUCAUGAAAGUGGAGAACAAGAAGAAGAAGAAAGCGAGAAAGCGGUUUCUCCAAAGGAACCAGACUACGAGGAUACUGUCAAAGCCAAAACGUCCGCUUCAACAGCCGUAACUGAGGAAACUACUACACUCGCCCAUCAGAGCACAACGACAGAACCUCCCAUUCAACUAGUGCAAGAUCUGAUCGAUGCUCUUGCUGGAGGUGGCCUGAAUGCCAUUUUUGGUCCUCCGCGACGAACAUCAGAGGCUGAUGAAGCUGACAAAAAGCUAGGUGAUUUGAAAAAGUAUCUACAUAAGUCGCUGGAACAGAAGCGAGAGUGUGCCGCUACGAGACAAAUGCGAUUCGUGGCCAGUGAACUCACUGAUCUCACUACUCCAUUUGAUGCUGAUACUGUCGUCUAUUCACUUCAACAUUGUGCUAAACUAUGCUUCGAAACCGGCUGUUCGAUGGCCGCUUUCACUCGAUUUCCUCGCCCAAUCUGCCUAUUGCGCUUCAGCGGCGACAUGGAGUGCCGUUCCAAUGGCACACUCACGACAUCAUGGAAUUUCACCCGCAUUCAGGAAGUCGUCAGGCUGGACUGUAUCGAGUGUGGUGUAACUUCAAAGUGUGAAGGACGUAUUGAGUUCCAAACGUUGCCUGUCGGCAGUCUUCCUCCCCUCAACGUCACCAACGAUGUUCCUGCAAGAACGCCUGCAGACUGUGCCAAGAAAUGUUUCGAAUCGAAAGGAUGCUCCCUUGCUGGUUUCAUUGGUAGCCCCUCCGGAAACAUUUCACAUGGUGUUUGCCUUCUGACUUCUGAUGGAAGUGUGUGCGGAAACAAUGCCGACUAUGUUCCCCAACACGCAGCCUUGAAUCCAUUUGUCAUAUCAUGCAUGAAAUGCAGCUCAUGUACGUACAAUAUACGAACCGUGACACCGGAUCGAGUGUUGCCAGACUUUAACCACGUCGAAAGCGUCUCAUCCAUUGGCGAGUGCGCUCGAGCCUGUCACUCGAGACGGUGCACCAUGGCACAAUACAAUAGUCAGCAGCAUACAUGCAUGACGACUUCUGAGCCGCUGGAUUCGAAGUGUGCUCGAGAAACCGCAGUGGUGACCGAAGGUAUUCUGCCGGUUACUCUCGAAUGUGUCAGCUGUGUGGUAUAG
Haemonchus placei is the source of this 3336-nucleotide messenger RNA. The record is from the annotation of a GenBank genome assembly. NCBI's taxonomy places the organism in Eukaryota, Metazoa, Nematoda, Chromadorea, Rhabditida, Trichostrongylidae.